GCAGGGUUGCGCCAGGACGCCGGCUCAUUGUUCUGGCGUGGGCGGAGUGCCACGGAGGACGCGCCGAGUGUGGCGCUGCUUCGGGCAGCCGGCGCCAUUCCGCUGGCGCUGACCAAUGUGCCCGAGCUUUGCAUGUGGGGCGAUUCGAAGAACCUGGUGUAUGGUUGCACGCGGAACCCUCACGACACGCGCCGAAGCCCCGGUGGAAGCAGUGGUGGAGAGGGAAGCCUCCUAGCCGCAGCUGGCUCCGUGAUGGGCAUAGGCACGGAUCUCGCGGGAAGUGUUUUAGUACCGGCAGCCUAUUGCGGGAUCUUCGCCCAUAAGGCAACUUCCGAUGGCGGAGAAAACCUGGAGCAGUACAACUGCGGUCGGACCAUGACCAGGUUGCUGAAGACUUGUCACUGA
Molecule: messenger RNA, 405 nt
Organism: Rhipicephalus sanguineus (brown dog tick)
Lineage: Eukaryota; Metazoa; Arthropoda; Arachnida; Ixodida; Ixodidae
Product: fatty-acid amide hydrolase 2-A-like
Exons: 3
Coding region: 133-405 (90 amino acids)
Source: RefSeq, a predicted model, not a curated record